AUGGAGCAACCACCGUCGCCGGGAACAGAGUCGGUAAAUCUCCGAGAAUGCUUGGAAACACUUCUACGGUUUACUCUGAGAUCUCAUUUGGACGAACUAGUUCCAAGUUUCGAUCUUGACCUGAACAGAGAUUUCUGCAUCCAUCUACUUGAGGAAGAUACAGAUUCAACAGAAAUGUUCUAUUCACAGAAAAACCUGCGGUGUACAAAGCUUCUAGCAAGAGCUUUGUCUGAAUGUCUAACUUCCGAGGAGCAGGGAUUUGGACAUGACUUGGUACAGAUGUUGAAGAAGGUAAACUUUGAGCUUCAUGUCCAGGAGCCUUAUUUCACACAAUUGAAAGAUGGUCUGAAAACUGCUGAAGGAAGAUGUGCAGUAGGAGACUACAAGAGGAUUGGUUCAGGAGCUUUUAUUUUGUUCAAUAAAUGCUUGCUGCUUGAAGUUCAGGACGUUCACCAUUAUACUUCAUUCUCGGAAAUGCUAAAAGUGGAGGGUCUUGCCAAAGUUCUUCCUGGAGUUGAGUCUAUAGAAGAAGGUGUUCGAAUAUACCGAAACUUUUAUCCUGAAGAGAAGGAAAGGAUGAACGGUGUUGUAGCCAUUCUAGUUGCAAAACCAGCUGAUCAGCCUUAUGCAGCUUUGGCAGGAGUAUUGUCGGAACUCAAGUCCAGUGGGAUCAAAAGUCUGUUGGAUGACUACACGGCACAAGUUACCUUGUAG
This is a messenger RNA of Arabis nemorensis, 714 nucleotides long. The record is from the annotation of a GenBank genome assembly. Lineage: Eukaryota; Viridiplantae; Streptophyta; Magnoliopsida; Brassicales; Brassicaceae.